Messenger RNA from Neocloeon triangulifer, 542 nucleotides. Its product is annotated as bolA-like protein 3. The record is from RefSeq and is a predicted model, not a curated record. The transcript is spliced from 4 exons. The coding region runs from base 116 to 439 and encodes 107 amino acids. NCBI's taxonomy places the organism in Eukaryota, Metazoa, Arthropoda, Insecta, Ephemeroptera, Baetidae.
AAAUCUUUAUUUUUGUAGCGGGAAUUUCAAACUUUGUUAUUGAUGGGUGAAGAAAAUAAGAUUUUUCGGCUUUUCUAAAUCGUGCCAAAGUAAAGAACAUAAUCAAAGAUUUACCAUGAUUAGGAGGUUUAUUCAAAGCAAACUUCAAAAUAGAUCUAUAUCGAUCCUCUCUCAGCUUUGGCAUGGACCACAAGCCACCGCCGGAGGCGUUGAGGCUGAGAAAAGACUGCAUAACUUGCUACAGUCGGCGUUUCCAAAAGCACACACCAUUCAAGUUGCAGACAUCUCAGGUGGGUGCGGUGCGAUGUACGAAAUCUUAGUCAAAGCUCCCGAGUUCAAGGGACUGUCCAUUGUGAAACAACACAGACUUGUCAAUGAGGCGCUCAAAGAAGAAAUUAAGGAGAUGCAUGGGCUGAGAAUAUCCACAUCCGCACAAUAAAUUUAAAUGUUUUAGGUGAGUGUGAUAUUAGAGAGGUUGUGUUUAAAAUAAAGUUGUACGAAUGUAAGAGUAAAUUUUAAAUUGUCUCACAAUCAGUUAAAAA